AUGUGGCAUGUGCCGGGCGACUUGCACAGAGUCUCGUUGCGCUUUAUGCAGCAGUUUAUGCGUUGCAUAUUACUGUUGCCGCCACGCCGACUGGUUGCCCUGAAAGUGACUUACACCACGUGCAUGUGCAUCUAUCUGGCGGGUAUGCUGCGCUGGAAGCUAAACUUCAGUUACACCGUCACCUACGAUGUGGUCAAUAACAGCGUCUCGCGGCGCAUAGACUUGUUCAACUUUGGCGUCUUGAUACUAUCGCAUGGCAUUAUCAGCAUGGAGCUGCUUUGGAGCAAGUACAACGAUCAGUUUGAGCAGCAGCUGCAACGAUUUUCGCAUCAGCUGCGCGUUCACUUGGCUCACAAGUUGAAUCUGGGGCGCGUGAAAAGGCAUUGCUGGCUCAUCUAUUGCUUCAUGUUAACACGCAAUGGGCUGAUAAUUGCUAUGACACUGUACAAUUGUAUAGCCUCGACUAUAACGCUGGUGAUUCUGGCCAAUUGCUAUUCGGAGGUUGUAAUUAUCACACGCUGCAGCGAGCUGACACUGCAUAUUGUAUUGAUCCUGUGCUGCUACAAGGAUCUGCAGCAGGUGGCACAGCAGACAAUGCGGUCCUUGGAGCGUUUGGAUAUCGAUCUGGCUGCAUCGCUGGAGCGUCUGAAUGCCUUGCAGGCACUGCACGUGCAAUUGUGGAAGAUUCAACGCGAUGUGGAAAACAAAUUCAGGCGCAGUCUGACUGCCAUUAUAUUCAAAUACUUUGUGGAUGCUUUCGUACUGCCCUACUGGAUAUUUGUAAUAGUCGACCGCAAUUACAAUGCGCCCUAUGUGCUGCAUUGCGCUUCCGAAGAGUUUGGCAGACUGCUGGAAAUCAGCAUCCUCUGCUGGUGUUGUGCCCAAUGCCAGCAGCUGCAGCGCUGCUUUAGCUCGCAGUUUUAUCGGCUGUCAAGGAAUCGUAAGCUGGAGCAGUUGAAUGCUGCGCUGCUGCGUAUCUCAGUGCAGCUGGCGCAGGAAAACUUUCAGCUCAACGUUGAUGGGCUUAUAAAAGUCAACAAUGAGUUUUUGGGCAAGUUUGUCUUUGCCGUCAUGAGCUAUUUGUUUAUUUGCAUACAAUUUCGCAUGAACAUGAGCAGCACUGAAGUGCAGUAA
Messenger RNA from Drosophila busckii, 1134 nucleotides. Its product is annotated as putative gustatory receptor 98a. NCBI's taxonomy places the organism in Eukaryota, Metazoa, Arthropoda, Insecta, Diptera, Drosophilidae. The transcript is spliced from 3 exons. The record is from RefSeq and is a predicted model, not a curated record. Bases 1 to 1134 code for a protein of 377 amino acids. Gene Ontology annotation, biological process: sensory perception of taste. Gene Ontology annotation, cellular component: membrane.